This is a messenger RNA of Dracunculus medinensis (Guinea worm), 1749 nucleotides long. NCBI's taxonomy places the organism in Eukaryota, Metazoa, Nematoda, Chromadorea, Rhabditida, Dracunculidae. The record is from the annotation of a GenBank genome assembly.
AUGAAUGAGCGAAACUAUUCAGCGAAAUAUCAUCUUGAAUUAUGUAUGAAGGAAGAUUUGGAUUAUUCAGUUGGUAAAUCGCAUCUUCGCCUCGCUUCGCUCUACAACGAUUAUGAACAAUUAUCGGCUGAUCUAUGCGAAUUACAAUUUAGCAUAAAAUGGAAUCGAGCAAAUGAAGCUGCCGUUGUUUUAGAACGAUUAGUUAAAUCUCAUUCAUCCGAUGCGGUAUGGACUCUCAUUCACAAAAUUUUUUUGAAAGGAUCAUCAUGCGCUGUUUGUUCUGAACGAGAAAUCUUCACAGUCAUUACUCCAGAACUUUAUGAUAGUAUCGUUGGUGGAUUGACGAAGCGCUUUGAUAGUGAUGAAUCACUAAAAAUUAAAAUGCUUUUAUUUGGACUUGAAGUUUUAAUGGAGGAUAAAUUAAAUAGAAUUGUUAAUCGUGCUUUAACUUUCUUCACAGAACGGGCGAAUAUUGAUAAGGAUCUUGAUAGUGGUGCUGGUAAAUAUCAUGUCAUUUUGGGUGUUAUCGUUGCAAAAUUACUGAAUAAUCGUAAUUUAUCACAGAUAUCUCCCAGUCGCCUGUAUAGUGUCAUUGCUAUAACGCUAAAUGUUGCAGUCGCUUGGCCUCUCCAUGAUGAUAAAUGGUUCGAAAUAUUAACGAACAUAUCACCCCUUUACCUCACUGAUGCUAAUAACUAUCAUCAGGAUCGUUGGUAUAUACUAAGCGGAUUGAUUGAUCGAUAUAUUCAAACGUUUGAAAACGAUAUUACAAUUAAUCUGCAGGCAAAUUUAAAAUAUCCAAGUGGAUGUGGUGGACUUGUCAAAUGUUUCGAUAAAGUUAUAACUUUGAAAACGGAGACAAAAAAAUCUGUAUUAUUGUUCUUCGUGUGGUUGGCAUAUUGUAUCUGGAAAACAUUUAAUCAGGGCAAUUUUCUUGCUUGGAUCCCUGAAAAUGAUUGGUCUGGUGAUGUUCAUAAAGUGAUCCAAAGUAAGGCAGAUGUUGGGCCUGAUAAGCCAACACUUACAAAGAGAGCUCGUACUAAAGAUCGUAGAGAUAUUGGUUCUUUCCCUAGUACCAGUGUACUUAAGAGGUCGAAAAAAGAGCUUUGUGAUUCCUAUGAACUUUGCAGUGCAACAAUUUUAGUUUUUCUGCAGUCUAUGAAUAUUGAACCCGAUGAACAUAUGCGUUUUGCUUCUUCUUUCCCAGAUUUAUAUCAAUUUGUUAGCGAAUCACUUUUAUUCGAACAUCGAGUCGACGAAGCUUUAACGCAUUUAAAUGAUGUUAUUGAUCACUCCAUUAAAGAUAGCAUCGCUUCUUCAAAGGUAUAUACUUCAACGGCAGUUAGCCAUGAUAAUGACUGUAUAUUAGGAUCAUUAAUGGUUUUGUCGCAGAUUAAUUUUGCCUGGAAGGGAUAUCUUUGUUUCAAUCGCAUAAUGCGAUAUGUUGAAGCAAAAGGGUCCUUGGUAUAUCCAGGAAUGUUGAAAUAUAUUACAAAUAUAGCUAUUCUGGAAGAAUUAGCCCGUGUGCAAGAGUAUUGUUCUGAAUAUGUUUCAGUUCAAAUUGCUUCACCUCAAGGCAACAGAAGAAUCGGUCAGUCAACUAGGCAUAGUGUUAGAGGAACGAAAGAUGGUCAAAAACAAUCGCUGGAAGAUCAAAUGAAGAGGUGGAGAGAGGAACCUGUGCAUGUCGUAAAAUCUUAUUUUAUUAAAAAUAAAGAAGAUAUAAUAAAAAUGCUCGAAAUUCGGUAG